This is a messenger RNA of Rhododendron vialii, 1727 nucleotides long. RefSeq lists its product as uncharacterized. Gene Ontology annotation, cellular component: cytoplasm; intracellular anatomical structure. Gene Ontology annotation, molecular function: transaldolase activity. Lineage: Eukaryota; Viridiplantae; Streptophyta; Magnoliopsida; Ericales; Ericaceae. The transcript is spliced from 7 exons. Gene Ontology annotation, biological process: pentose-phosphate shunt; carbohydrate metabolic process. The record is from RefSeq and is a predicted model, not a curated record. The coding region runs from base 230 to 1555 and encodes 441 amino acids.
CAUUAGCACACAGAACCAAAACUCGUAACCAACCCCAACCUAAUCAUCCACGAAUUUGCCUUAUCAAUUUAUUUUCUCUCUCUCAAAUUCCUUUUCUUCCACCUGCCACCCUGUCAACUGUAUCAAUCCAUAUCCUAUAUAGCAUUAAAUUAAGAAAGAACCCUAAUCAAAAAAGCUCUUUUUUUAAAUCACCUAUCAAGUCUUUGUUUUUCUCUCUGAUCUCAUCACCAUGGGUUCCAUCUCCAAGCUCUCAAAUCUAAACCCUACCUACUCACCCUCUACGUUUAAUCCCAAAUCAUGCCAGCCCACUGUGUUUUUGAUCAAAGGGUUCAAUGGAAAAACUGUUUUUGAUCAAAGGGUUUCUUCCUCCAGGUUGUCUCUGCGCAAUAACCAUGCUUAUUGGGGUUCCUUCGCUGUCAGAUGUUCCAAUCUUGACGGAAAUGGAAGCCCAACCAAGAGAACAGUUCUUCACGAUCUUUACGAGAAAGAAGGGCAGAGCCCAUGGUAUGAUAAUUUGUGCCGCCCUGUUACAGAUCUGCUUCCAUUGAUUGCAAGUGGCGUCAGAGGUGUAACCAGCAACCCUGCGAUUUUCCAGAAAGCAAUAUCAACUUCAAAUGCGUACAAUGAGCAGUUCAGAGAACUUGUACAAGCAGGAAAAGACAUUGAAAGUGCAUAUUGGGAACUUGUGGUGAAGGACAUUCAAGAUGCAUGCGAACUUUUUGAGCCAAUCUACAAUCAAACAGACGGAGGUGAUGGUUACGUUUCUGUUGAAGUUUCUCCCAGACUUGCUGAUGAUACUGUAGGGACUGUUGAGGCUGCAAAAUGGCUUCAUAAAGUGGUUGAUCGUCCCAAUGUCUACAUAAAGAUUCCUGCCACAGCUGAAUGUGUCCCUUCAAUCAAGGAAGUUAUUUCACUUCGUAUAAGCGUGAAUGUUACCCUCAUAUUCUCCCUCGCUAGAUAUGAGGCAGUAAUUGAUGCUUACUUGGAUGGCCUCGAGGCUUCUGGGUUAAGUGACCUCUCUAGAGUUACAAGUGUUGCUUCCUUCUUUGUUAGUCGAGUAGACACACUUGUCGACAAGAUGCUUGAGAAGAUUGGAACUCCAGAGGCCCUUGAUCUCCGAGGAAAGGCUGCAAAUGCUCAAGCAGCUUUGGCAUACAAGCUCUACCAGAAGAAAUUCUCUGGACCCAGAUGGGAGGCCUUGGUGAAGAAAGGUGCCAAGAAGCAGAGGCUGUUGUGGGCAUCCACCAGUGUGAAGAACCCCGCUUAUUCUGACACUCUAUAUGUCGCCCCUCUUAUUGGACCUGACACGGUUUCAACCAUGCCUGACCAAGCUCUCCAAGCAUUUAUCGACCAUGGCGCGGUCUCAAGGACGAUCGAUUCAAAUGUGUCCGAAGCUGAAGGCAUAUACAGUGCCCUAGAGAAGUUGGGGAUUGACUGGGGAUACGUCGGCUCUCAGCUUGAACUCGAGGGAGUGGAUUCUUUCAAGAAGAGCUUUGACAGCUUGCUUGAUAGUCUGCAAGAGAAGGCCAACUCUCUUAAGCUUGUUAGCCAGUAACUCCCCUUGUGUGGUUGGUUUCCUUUUUGGUUUUGCCAAUGACAAAUUAAUAAAGGAUAUAUGGGAGUCUUCUUCUCCUGUUGUAAAGGUUGUUGAGUGUGCUGUGAGAGGAUAAUGUUUCAGUGGAUUUUAUCAGCUUCUAUGCAAGUGAGAACUUCUUUUUUACUGAGUA